UUUUCACUGAAGAAGAAAAAAUGUUGCUAUUUCAAUCAAAUUCAGUUCCAAAAUAUGAGAUCGUUCAUAUCAAGCAUAAUAUUAAGAAAAGAUGUUUAUAUAAAAAUUAUGCUCAAGUUUUUCUAAAAACUUUUAAUAGAAGUUUAACGUUAUAUUUAAAACCUGAAAACAGUGUUUUACUUGGUAAAAAGACAAAAGUUUGGAGUGCUGAACCAAAUUUUCUUUCACCACAGGGUGUUAAUUAUAAAGUUAUUUCGGAUUUUACGAAUAUUAAAUUUAAAACUUUGCAUGAUGUACGAAAUAAGGCAUCUGUAUCAAUGGAGGAAGACGAUAAUGGAAAUAUAAAUUUGUUUGGUCACAUCGGCGACGAUUUAGUGAUAAAACCCCUUCCACAAAGAAUGCUCGACAAUCAUAAUGCGAGAAAUAGACGAAUAAGAGAUUCUUUUUACUAUAAUUAUUCUCAAAAUAAUUUUUGGAAAAUACCAUGGAGCCAAACAACUCCUCACAUUGUUUACAAAUUGCCUCCCGUGAAAUAUAAUAAAGUUAAAUGGCCGAAGAAAUUGCAAAAAGUUUAUCAAGAAUAUAAUAAAAAUAAAUCAUCAAAUUCCAAAGUUGAUAUUGUUUAUCCAGAGAUUUUGCUAUUCGUAGAUAAUUCAUUAUUCAAUAAACUUGGUCGAAAUGUGGAGGAUGUUAAGAAAUACAUUGCAACCUAUUGGAAUGCAGUUGAUUUAAGAUUUAGACAAUUAGAAGAUCCAAUGGUCCGAUUAAAUAUUGCUGGAAUUAUUUUAUCGACGGGAAAACGAGAAGUGCCAUUUAUAAAAAAUAGUGCGAUCGAAGAAAAUGAAAUAGAUGCCGACAAAGUAUUAAAAGAAAUAGGACAUCAUUUUUUAUUAAACAAUAUCUUUGCGUAUCGUAAAGACUAUGAUUUAUUUGUAACAAUGACAAGUCGUGACAUGUGCAAUUGGGAAUCAGGAUUUAAAUAUUGUGAUACAAUGGGUUACGCAUAUGUUGCUGCUGCCUGUAAUAUACUCAAUUAUGAGAAUAAUGAUGAAGAUAUGAUAGAAGCUGUAGGAAUGGUCGAAGACAAUGGUGGAUUUAAAGGAAUCAUACCUACUGCUCAUGAAGUUGGUCACUUACUGGGAGUGAAACACGAUGUAUCUGUUGACAACAAUAAAAAUUAUUUAUGUGAAGAUGGUUAUAUUAUGCAUAAGGAACUUGCAUUUUCUGACAAUUCAUUUGACUGGUCGCCUUGCAGUUUGCUGAAUUUUACAAUUCACUUGAAUCAUCCUAAUACUACAUGUUUAAGAAACAAACCAAAUAUUGGUGAUAAAAUAGAAAAUUUUUUACCCGGAUCACAAUAUUCUCUGGAAGAUCAAUGUCAACAAUUUAGCAGGGGAUCAAUACCAUGCAAACAUGAUCUGCGUAUUAAAAAUGUUUGCAUGGGAUUAGAAUGUUAUGUAACAUCAAGUGGAGAAUGUGUAAAAGUCGCACCUGCUGCUGAAGGAUCUUCUUGUGGAUAUAAAUCAAUUUGUCUUCAUGGAAAAUGUAUAUCAUCAAUAUAUAAUAAUUAUGAGACGGUGAUGUAAAAAAUUAUUUUCACAAUGUUUUAAAUUAAAAAUUUUUGAACUUUGUUUAUUAAAAUUAGGCCCCUUGACCUAUGUCCUUGGAUUUUGAGGUUAUAUUUGAACUAAGGCCUUGAAUCCUGGAAACCUAUGCUCUAGAAUUUUGAGGUUAUGUUUGAUCUCUGACCAAUCUCUAACCUGAAUCGUGGAACCCUAUGCCCUUAAAUUUUAAAGGCGCUCCCACACCUCCGGCUGCCUGCCUGCAGGUUACCAUGGCAACGCAUGAGAGUGAGUGCGACAGAAAAUCGGAAUAUUCAAAUUUUUUGUCUCACUCACACCUGUGCGUUGCCAUGGUAACCUGCAGGCAGACAGCCAAAACGGUGUGAGUGCGCCUUAAGGUUAUGUUUGAUUCAUGACCUUGAAUUUUUGAGACCUCGGAACUUGAAAUUUGAGGUUAUGUUCGUUUCAAUACUAAUGUAGGUAGAUAUAUAGGUCAUUCCAUGUCAAGAGUAAUCAACCUAACCUAAUUCUGUCAAAAAUAUGGGUUGGGUACACUUGACAUGGAAUGACCCAUACUGGAGACAGCGGCGAUAUCUUUUUAUAAUAUAGAUAGAGAGAAAAUGACUACAAAUGUAAAAAAUAUAAUAAAUUAUUUAACAAGUAAUGAAUACUUGAAUUAUUAUUAUUCUCUUUUCGGUAAAUAACGAACAAGUGUGCGUUUUUAGCUGCAUGGCGUCAGAAAA
Molecule: messenger RNA, 2305 nt
Organism: Leptopilina boulardi
Lineage: Eukaryota; Metazoa; Arthropoda; Insecta; Hymenoptera; Figitidae
Product: A disintegrin and metalloproteinase with thrombospondin motifs 5-like
Exons: 14
Coding region: 21-1586 (521 amino acids)
Biological process (GO): proteolysis
Molecular function (GO): metalloendopeptidase activity
Source: RefSeq, a predicted model, not a curated record